ACAUUAUAAAAAUUAUUUGCACAUUUUCACAGGACUAGCAGCACUAGUCCAGCUUUAUGUAGACGCUCUCAACACUCCGGGCGCUGUACCCAACGUAGAAGAGUCCUGGGAUACAUUUGCCAAUACCAAAUGUCGUGAAGUAUUGGAAGAUGCUUUGAGGACAUACCAACAGGAAAUGACGUCAUUCGUGGAGAAUAUGAUGCCUUGCGAAGCCGAUGAGCUAAGAUCUGCGCAUGAACAAACCAUGGAAAAAUGUCUCGAAACGUUUAAAGAAGAGACACGUUUUUUCUCUAUUGAUAGUGUGGCGCCGCAUUUGCAGGAAUUGACAGGGAAGACAGAUAACCUAUUGCUUAGAUGGCUUCAAACAAACAAACAAAGAACUGAAGAGAGCUGCAAAGCAUUAAUCAAAGAGCUUGAGAAAACAAUUUUGGAUCCAGUUCUUAGUCGCCUCGUGGGCCCUGAUGGAUCUCAGAUGGAUUUUAAUGAGCUCGUAGAGGCAUAUAAACUAAUUGAGCAGAGAUACAAAGAUGAAGGGCGUGGUGAUCUGGAAACUAAAGCACUUGCUUUUGUGGAUAUGAAUUCAAGGCUAAAUGACGAAAUGACUAGAAACUGGGACAUCCUGAAAAAGCUGAAAAACUACGAUGCUUUGCUAGCAAAGGAAAAAACACAAAAAGCCAAAAUGGAACAGGAAAAAGAAAGAGCCAAAGAAGAAAUGAAACGCCUGGAGAAAGAACAAAGAGACAGACAAAAAGAGCGAGAUAUGUUCUACAAGAAGCAAGAAGAGGAUAAAAUCAGAAUGCAAGAGAUGUAUACGAAAAGCUUGGAGGACCAAAAAGAACAGAUGAGAAAUAUGAUUGAGGCCAACUUUGAAGCUCAAAAAAAAGAAAGAGAAGAUGCUCUUGCACACCAAAAAACCAUCAUGGACGAUUAUGCUAAUAUGGUUAAAAAGAACUUCGAACAAAGAGAUCARGAAAUUAAACUUCUUAGAGAACAGAUGUCAGAGAAAGAGGCCCAGGCGAAAAAAGACCUAGAUAACAUGUCAAGAAAGCACCAAGAAGAAAAGGAAAAAUACAAGAAGGAAGCAAAAAAAGAUCUUGAAGCUACCAUUAAAAAGCUCAAUGCAGACAACAAGGCUGAAAAUGAGACGAUGCAAAACCGGUUGAAAAAGGAAAUGAAACAAGAACAGAUCGACAAAGUGAAAAAAGCGUCUUUCUUGAAGCGCGGUAAAUUUUGGCUCUCUGGAAACCCAGACCACCUGGACUUGAAAUAAGCUGUCUACAAGUGGUAUCUCCAGUAAUAUAGAUCUCUAUCAGAAACUGAGAGACGCACUUAUUUGGAAAAAAAAAGAUGUAGAGUAGUAUUUUGACAAGAAAACACUUAGUUACAAGUUUAAGUUUAUAAACAAAUAGUAGUUCUACUCAUAAUGGUGUCAAAUGUGGGAGAUUUGUGCUGUUUGAAAUCAUAACGCAAGAAAAACUAUUAAGAAGAAGCAUGCCGUGACAUCUGGAAGUCACUUAGCGUACUUUUUUUCACAGUCAGAGCCUAGGAUUUCUUUUCAAAGAGCGGAAAUUUUAAUUGAUUGGGCCCGCUGUAAUUGUCUCUGCUGUUGCCGUAUCACUCUCUCAUUAUUGUGUUUGUAUGUUAUUUAUGUAUGUAUGUAUUUCAUGUAUUUACAGUUGUUUAUAUUUGGCGAAGCUAAUAAAAAAAAAUAAAAUAAAAUAAAAAAA
Exaiptasia diaphana is the source of this 1727-nucleotide messenger RNA. Its product is annotated as RNA-binding protein 25-like. Gene Ontology annotation, molecular function: GTP binding; GTPase activity. The record is from RefSeq and is a predicted model, not a curated record. Lineage: Eukaryota; Metazoa; Cnidaria; Anthozoa; Actiniaria; Aiptasiidae. The coding region runs from base 176 to 1270 and encodes 364 amino acids. The transcript is spliced from 7 exons.